Molecule: messenger RNA, 2808 nt
Organism: Diachasma alloeum
Lineage: Eukaryota; Metazoa; Arthropoda; Insecta; Hymenoptera; Braconidae
Product: protein bric-a-brac 2
Exons: 5
Coding region: 126-1343 (405 amino acids)
Biological process (GO): regulation of transcription by RNA polymerase II
Cellular component (GO): nucleus
Molecular function (GO): protein binding
Source: RefSeq, a predicted model, not a curated record
GAAUUGCGAAUCGCUUAUUUCAUUAUUGAACAACGAAUUUAUUGACUGACAGCACACCGCACUUAAAUCGAAGAAUUUUGUAAAUUACAAAGGUCUAGAAAUUUUUCCAACUAAAAUCUAUCGACAUGGGACAGUUCAAUCUUCGUUGGAAUAAUCACAUUACCAACAUUCUUCAGGUGUUUGGGGAGCAUCUAUCGUCAGAAUCUCUUGUUGACGUAACGUUAUCCUGUGAAGGACGAUUUAUCAAGGCUCAUAAGAUUAUUUUGUCAGCAUGCAGUCCAUAUUUUCAGGAAUUAUUUGAGUAUCACACGUCAAAACAUCCAGUCAUCAUUUUGAAUGGAGUAAAAUACGAGGACCUACAGUCUAUGAUUAAAUUCAUGUACAAUGGAGAAAUCAGAGUUGAGGAGAGUGAAUUGACUGAUCUUCUGAGCAUUGCUGAGAUCCUGCAGGUCAAGGGCUUAUGUAAUGUGAGGGAUAAGAAGGAUAGGGGAAAUGAGAAAGCAGCGGAGCUGAAAGAAGAAGAGAAACGCGAGUGUGAUUUUGCUGUUUCGAAAAACGAUUCGGCAGAGCCCAGUGCAGUUAAUGCAGAGUGUAAAUUGGAGGAUAAUGAUCGUUAUGAAGAGAGAGAGAAGAAUCGACCGAAGAAACGUCGAAAAAUGUCUCAUAGGGUGAAUGAACUGGCAAACGAGACAACAUUUACUAGUCACCAGACGAUCUGCCUAGGCCCAGAAGAAACUCCCAACUCCCCAGAACCUAUUCAACCAGAGCCCAUCCCAACAGCGACAAUCAAAGUUCCGAGACCACCCAACGAGGAAACAAAAAAAUCAAAAAUCAAGACUAAAGUGAAAUCCAGAGAACGACAGAGUGUAAUUUACGGUGAGAAUGGCCCGGAGAAGAUUCGGAGACCUCCAAAUGCAUUCAUGAUCUUCGCCAACGAGUGGAGACGAAGAUUGGCAACCGAAAAUCCCAGAGAAAGCAACACUGAAAUUUCCGUGAGACUCGGGGCCAUGUGGAAGGGUUUGACCAAUGAAACCAAAGACUCUUAUUAUGCACUUGCCAAGAAGGUUGACGAGGAGCACAAGAGGAAGUAUCCUGGAUAUUUUUACAGUCCCAAGGAGGCGAGAAUGAGAAAAAACUUGAAGAAUGAUCUGAUGCUGACUAGAUGUCUUCCACCCACUGGCAAGGGAAUCUUCGAUUCUGAUGCUCUUCAAUUCAGUCAGGUUUAUAUGAAUGGAACCGAUGUAUAUCCUCGAUCAGAUGGGAAAAAUAAUUUCAAUGAGAGGAAAAGUUACUUGAAGGACAUUCAAGAGGCUCAUUGUGACGAGCGCAUUUUCUUUACUUAAUUGAGCUCAUUUCAUAACUGAAUGUGAUUACGUGCAAAUAUUUCGUACUGUUUUACAUUUUUGAUCUCAUAGUGUCAAUUAGUUUGUAAGGAAUUUAUAUAUUUUUCAUACUUGUUACAUUUUCAAUUUAUUGUGAGUUAUGAGUUUUCUUUCUUUGUGAUUAUAGUGUUAAUGAUAGUGAAAAUCCUGCAGCGAGGUGGUAAACUAGGAUGAGUGUAAAAAUGUAACUUUUUCAGGAGAGUACAAAUAUUUAACUAUGUUUGAGCGAACAUUCGAUUCAAGCAAAGGAAAAUUAAAAAAAAAAUUACACUUAUCCGAGUUUACCGCUUCACUACAGAAUUAUAUUGUAGAGUGAAUCGUCCAUUGUUGGAACAAAUCAUAUUCAAUGAUUUGAAUAUGAAAAAGGCUCUUACAAUCUCAAUCGAGUAUUUUUUCAUUUUUUAUCGAUCAAAAAGGUCACAUUCCACCAGAUCAAUAAUUUUCUAUGGAACAAAUACAUCAAACGAUUUUAUCAGUAGAUGAUUAACUGAGGUCAGUUAAAAAUUGAAGAUUAUUUUGAGUAUAUCUUGGCAAAGAAUAGGUUCAUAAAAAAAUUACGGAAGACUUUGUCACGGGAAAUUUUAUGAACCAUAAAAAAACCGUUAACCAUUUUAUUCAAAUCCACUGACCUCAGAGAUAUUUGUGCAAUUAAGUGUAUGGAUUGCUGGGGAUAAUCUCCUGAUCUUUCUAAAUUAGCUAUAAUCUUUAUUUUGUAACAACUAGACGUGAAAUGUGUGGUUCUUGAAAUCUUUCUGUUCUUUUAUGAUAUGGUGUAUUUAAUUGGUUGAUGAUUUAAUCUCGUUUUUCAAUAAAAAAAAUUUGAUUAUUAAAAAAAGUGAUGAAACGUGUAAUCGAUGGGAGCAAAUAUCGAGAAAUUGACGAAUUAAGUAAAACAAAUAUUGUCGAAAGUCACAUCUCGUGGUUUUUAAAAUUUAUUGUAAGGGAUAAAAAGUCACUCGUAUUAUGAGGAACAAUUUUUUAUUCAUCAACAUUGUUCAAUGAUCUUUAAUGACAAUUCAAUGACGACUCUUGCCUCGAGAAUUAACAUUGCGUCAAUAAAAAUUUAUCAGUAACAUUCUUAAAAAGUAAAGAAGGAAUUGCCGCAGGCAUUAAAAUUAUCGCAAAAGCCUAUAAAAUUAGGCCUCGAACUGGCAAUGAAAAAUUUAAUAAAGUUACGUUAUCCAGGUCAGUCUUAUCAGCUCUUGCCGAUGGAUGUUGAUAUAGUUAUGAAACCGUGGGCUAUUUGUCAUAUUUUGAAAUUGCUACGGCAGCUAAUGGCUGCCCCUGAUAGCGUAAUUUAUAUGUAUAGGCAAUAAAAAACAUUUUAGAGUAUAAAAUCAGAGAUUCGUCAGUGUGAUUAUUGAUUAAAAAGUAUUAUGAAAGAUUACGAGAAAUCUUUCAAUUUGUUCCACAAAAUUGAGAAGAA